Messenger RNA from Aspergillus saccharolyticus JOP 1030-1, 2163 nucleotides. RefSeq lists its product as uncharacterized. The record is from RefSeq and is a predicted model, not a curated record. Gene Ontology annotation, cellular component: Holliday junction resolvase complex; nucleus. Gene Ontology annotation, biological process: mitotic intra-S DNA damage checkpoint signaling; resolution of meiotic recombination intermediates; double-strand break repair. The transcript has 2 exons. Gene Ontology annotation, molecular function: DNA binding; nuclease activity. The coding region runs from base 27 to 2117 and encodes 696 amino acids. Lineage: Eukaryota; Fungi; Ascomycota; Eurotiomycetes; Eurotiales; Aspergillaceae.
GUUAACUGUUCGCUCAUCACAACAUAAUGCCAGAGGUUAUCAGUCUUCUCUCUUCGACGCCGCCUCCUCCGGUAGACCGACACGAAUUGUCCUCUGCGAGACGAGCCCACUCCACUCCGCCCGCCCCCGCGUCCUUCGACGAGGUUGACCUCUCCGCUUUCACAUGGGAAGACGAUCUCGACCUCGACAACCCAGCAAAACGUCGCCGUCUGAGCCACGAAGCCCUUCAACCUCCUCCCCCGCCCCCGCGUUCCCGACAGCCCUCCCUCCCAAAAACAUACAAGAAUGACCUAUUCCUAUUUUCCGACGAGGAUGUGAUCUUAUCGUCCGAAGGCCCUGGCCCAGGCCUUGGCCCAGGUCCCGGCCCUGCCCUCCCGAAACUUCCAGCAUGGACCGGGGAGUCCGACCCGAUCACGUUCACCUCCUCUGCCCCCGAACCCAGAGACACUGCUCUUGCUGCUCCAAUCUCGCUACCGUUACCGCCCCCUCGUACCAGGGAUAUCAUCGCACUCGACGAAGACGAACAGGACACCCUGCGCGAACAGUUGCCCGCGGCGAGGUCUAAUAGCCGAGUUGAUCGCAUCGAUCACCACGAGCACUCGAGUGCGGCAAGGUCCACCAGGCGGGAGAAUAUUGAGGACUUCAGCAGUGACCAGAUUCAUUUUCCCGACAUCGACGAGCUCCUUGAACGUCCUUGGCAGCCUCCGACGACAGCGGGCGCUUUCUCCAGUCGCACGGCGGCUUUACUCGCUAAUCUUCAACAAACCCAAGACAACACCACGGGAACUGGGCCUAGAAAUACCACGGCACCUCGACGGCACAAGAAAGAUAAGGUUGCGGACGAUGUUAUCGAGGAUGAUGAGAUGGACGGUCCAAGUACGACUACCGCCCGGAAACCACGCAAAGCCACCGCCCGCACGAGCGCGGAGAAGGAUGCUAAAGCGCGCGAACGGGAGGCCGCCAAGGCGCAACGAGAAGAGGAACGGCGGCGCGAGAAGGAGCGCAAACAGAGAGCCAAGGAAGAGAAGGCCCGCGAGAAGCAGCUGGCGGCGGACAUCGCCGAGGUCAACAAGUUGAAGGUGGGCCGGAAAGAGUCGACGCCCGAGAUGCUGAUCGACCUUGCCUCGACGUUUGAAGGGACCAGUAUCGGAAACCAGACCACGGAGUUUAUGAAGCAUCUCGGGGUGGAACUGUCCUUCUUCACGAGCUCGAUCCCGAGUAUCGUCAAGUGGCGUCGCAAAAUCAAAGCCAUAUACAACGAAGCCCUCGGGUACUGGGAGCCAUGCGCCCCGCAUAUCCGCGAGGAGAAAGAGCAUGUGCUCUGUCUCGUCCCAGCGCAGGAGUUGAUCGACAUGAUCAUCACCCCCGGUAGUGCUUCGCCACAGACGGCCAGCCCCCCGCUAGAGCAACACAUCCAGACCCUGAAGUCCGCAUACCCCGGCCGCACCCCGAUCUACCUCAUUGAAGGCCUUACUGCGUGGAUGCGCAAGAAUAACAACUCCCGCAACAGAGCCUACGUCGCCGAAGUCCGCCGCCAGUACGACGAAGCCGCCGCCGCCGCCGCCACCACCACCACAACACAAACCUUCUCCUCCUCCCGCCGUAAAAAGAAGCAACAACCACAGAACACCGCCGAAACCACCCCGCCCGUCGACGACGACACCAUCGAAGACGCCCUUCUCGGCCUCCAGGUCACGCACGGCUGCCUGAUUCACCACACGUCCGCGCCCGCCGACUCGGCCGAGUGGAUCAAGAACUUCACCGAGCACAUCUCCACCGUGCCCUACCGGCGCGAGCGCAUGAACGUCAACGACUCCGCCUUCUGUAUGGACGUCGGCCAGGUCAAGCCCGGCGAGAACCGCUCCGACACCUUCGUCAAGAUGCUGCAGGAGGUCCACCGCAUCACCGCCAGUAUGGCCUACGGUAUUGCCGAGCGGUACCCGAGUGUACUCGACCUGGUGCGCGCGAUGCGCCGUGAGGGGCCGGCUCUGUUGGAGGAUGUGAAGAAAUCCGCCAACAAGAACGGCGCACUCACUGACUCGCGCAUCGGCCCGGCGGCGAGUAGACGGCUGUACAAGGUGUUUAUGGGGAUGGAUCCUUCCUCCACGGAUGUUUGAUGCGUAGACACCUACAGUACAUUGAGAUUUCUGUAUUGAAUGGGGC